GAAAUACUCCGAUAAGCCGAACGGCUUAGGAAACUAGUUUUCGAUCACCAAAAUCCAUUAGUCACAAAAAGAUAUUUUCCUGGUAGUCCAUUUUGUUAUUCAGUCUUAGAACGCGUUGCCUACAAAAGAUGGAUCUGUUUGAAUUGUGAAUAUAAAUAGAAUUUCCAAAAACAGCCAUGAUCCGGUUUUUAAGCAAAUCACCGGCACUGAAAUGGGACAGUUUGUUUGUGAAAAGUAUGCGCGGAGUUGUCACCACAUCUGACAGUAACAACACAGAUGCGAUUGAAGAGGAGUCGAAACCUUUUUCUUCCGUUCCAGGACCAAAAAAAUUGCCUGUGAUUGGACAUUUGCAUUUAUUUUCUAGAUUUGGUCCAUAUACUUUCGAGCGGUUGAACGAUGCCUACGCAGAUCUCUAUCAGAAAUACGGUCCGAUCAUCCGUUUGGACGUGGGAAUAAAGAUGCUGUUGCUUUUCCGUCCCGAGGAUAUCAAAAAGCUUUUCGUUAAUGAACAUUACCCUCAGCGUCCGCUGUUUGAAGCGCUGAAAUAUUACAGAUUGAAAAGAAAGGAUGUAUACAGUUGUGCCGGACUGAUUACGGAAAAUGGCGAAGAAUGGUGGCGAAUUCGGAAACCGAUCCAGUUUAUUAUGAAUCCUGGUUUUCCGAAGAUUUACUUCCCUCAUCACGUUGAUAUAGCAGACGAUCUCAUUCGUUUUAUUCACCAGAAGAGAGACGCACAAGGAAUUGUGCCAGAUUUUUUGAAGGUUUUAUAUCGAUUCUCUGAAGAAGCUGUAGGUUUACUAUGUUUUGGCAAGCGCCUUGGCUUGUUGUCCCUGAACUCGGGAACAGAUGCAGAGACAGAUUUCAGCAAACAGCUUACCCAAGCUUCGGAAGACACAUUGAAGAGCAUGGCAGACAGUUUGCUGGAAUUUCCUUGGUGGAAGGUUUUUCCAACUUCUACUUAUAAGACGCUAGUCCGAUCUCAAGAUUUCUUCCAAAACUUCGCUGCCAAAUGCACAAAAGAAGCGGAAAUAAAACUCCAAGAUCCAGCUUACAAGCACGAUGGCUCUCUGGAACUUCUGAGACGUCUUUUCCAAGAUAAAACUGUGAAACCAACAGAUAUCAGCCUUCUGAUGACAGAACUUUUUUCUGCUGGUAUCGAUACGACAGGAAAUACCAUUGGAUUUGCUCUGUACAACCUGGCAAAGAAUCCGGAUGUUCAAGAAACACUUUAUGAACAAAUUCAAAAAGGUGUGUCGGAAGGCCUGACUGCUGAGUCAUUAUAUGAGGUGAGGUACCUGAGAGCUUGCAUCUUGGAAUCCCACAGAUUAUCACCCGCCACGGGCAGUAUUGCUAGAAUACUGACUGAGCCUAAAACUCUAUCGGGCUAUCACAUACCAAAAAAUGUGCUGUGCGUUGGCAUGCAACCUAUUAUUUGUCGCCAAGAAGAGCACUUUGAUGACCCGAUGAAUUUCAAACCAGAAAGAUGGCUAAACGAAGAUUACAGCAAGUUAAAGAAAAAGUAUCAUCCCUACACUCUGACACCUUUCAGCACUGGUCGCCGGAAAUGCGUGGGAUUCAGGAUAGCAGAACAAGAAGUAAAUCUAUGUGUUCUCAAGAUAAUCCAGAAUUUUCGAGUAGAAUAUGACGGACCAGAAAUAGGAGCUAUCAUGCGGUUAUCCUUCGUACCUGACAAACCUCUGAAUUUAAAAUUCAUUCCCCGACAAUAGAAUGCUGUUUCAACCACAUAAGAAGUGAAAUGAAGCUGAUUUUCACAACUUUGUAAAGAAUGAAAUUAGUACCUGAUAUCCACUAUUGUGAGAGAUUGUGUUCAUUGAAAGCUUGAAAAUUGUAUUUUGUAAUGAAUGUUGUAUUUUGUAUUUGAUUUUUUAAUUAACUCUUAUUGUAUAUGUAUCAGCAUUUCUGUAUUUUAUCUACAGUUUUUGUUAUUUUAUAUUAUUGUAAUGUUAAAUUGUAUUCAGGUUUGAGAUGAUAAAUAU
Molecule: messenger RNA, 1997 nt
Organism: Argiope bruennichi
Lineage: Eukaryota; Metazoa; Arthropoda; Arachnida; Araneae; Araneidae
Product: cytochrome P450 302a1, mitochondrial-like
Exons: 11
Coding region: 177-1727 (516 amino acids)
Molecular function (GO): monooxygenase activity; heme binding; iron ion binding
Source: RefSeq, a predicted model, not a curated record